Adineta steineri is the source of this 2574-nucleotide messenger RNA. NCBI's taxonomy places the organism in Eukaryota, Metazoa, Rotifera, Eurotatoria, Adinetida, Adinetidae. The record is from the annotation of a GenBank genome assembly.
AUGAAUAAGUUUCUACUAGUAUCUGUGUUACCAGUAUUACUAGCCAUUUUAACUGUGAAGUUAUGUGCAGCCAUGGCGACUGUCGGUGGUGCAAGCGCAUAUGCCUCCAACAAUAAUGGAAUAAAACGCAUUACAAUGCAUAAAGUCAACCGUACAUGUAAUGGUAAUACUACUCAAUACAAAUGUCACGGAAAAGGAAAACAUACGGGAAUAACAAAAAGGUCCGUAUCAGCGACUGAAACAACACUUGAUCAGUUUUGGGGUACAUAUUGGAUGGGUUUAAUAACAAUUGGUACACCUGGUCAAACGUUUUAUAGCCAGCUUGAUACGGGAUCAUCUGAUCUAUGGGUUCCAGGCGAACAAUGUGGCACUGCAUGUGGUGGUAAUCAUACAUAUAAACCUAGUUUAUCAUCAACAUAUAAAGCAUGGAAUAAGACUUUUCAGAUUCUUUAUGGUGAUGGUACUCACACCACGGGAGUAUUUGCAAAUGAUACAGUGAAUAUGGCCGGAAUAUCUGUUACUGGUCAACCAUUUGCUAUUGUUAGUUCAGCUUCAGGUAUGAGUUGGCGAACUAAUGACGGUAUACUAGGUUUGGGUUAUCAAAAUCUUGCACACGGCGGCGAAAAUCCUCUGGUGUGGUCAAUGUAUUUGGCUGGACAGUUGAGUCUUCCCAUUUUUUGUUUUUGGUUUGGACCAGUAUCGACUGGUUCGGAUACAGGUGAAUUAAUUUUGGGUGGUUAUGACGCAACGAAAUAUACAGGCUCUUUUACAUAUGCACCAGUUAGUGUCAAAGGUUAUUGGGAAUUCGUUGCUGACAGUGUUCGUUUAACAAUUGGAUCAACAACAACAACAAUAGCCACAUCAAUUAAUGCUAUCUUGGAUACUGGAACAACUCAUGCAAUUAUAGGUCCAUCAACUUAUGUGAACACAAUAAAUACAAUACUAGGAGCUACAUACGAUAACGCGACUGGAUUGUACAAGGUUAAUUGUCAAACAAAACCCUUAUCAGCUUUUCCAAAUAUUGCAGUUACAAUUAGCGGUGUUCCAUUUGUGUUAACACCAUUAAUGUACCUUGAAAUCAUAGGUAAUUCUGCUGCAUAUACUUGCUAUAGCUACAUAUCACCAAGCGAUCAAAACGAUGCAAAUGGCAAACCAAUUUGGAUUCUCGGUGAUUAUUUUAUGAGACGUUUCUAUAGUGUAUUUGAUAUGCAAAAUAAUCGUAUUGGACUGGCACUUUCAACAUCGUAUUCAUCGGUACAAAAUGUACCCAGUACUUUAUUUCAAACAACUACGACCGUAACUCCUUCGUCAACAACAUCAACGACAACAAAGCCAUCCACAACGACAACUACAACAACCACAUCAACAUCAACAACUACAUCAACGACAACAAAACCAUCUACAACGACAACUACAACAACCACAUCAACAUCAACAACUACAUCAACGACAACAAAACCAUCCACAACUACAUCAUCAUCAACAACAAUGAAAACAUUAACAACUACAACUCAAACGACUAGUAGUGUAUUCAAUAUGGGUCGUUGGUCAAUAACAGGCUCCCUUGCAAUAGGUCGUACUCAGCAUACAUCAACUCUCUUUUCUGAUGGUCGUGUCAUCGUUGUAGGGGGUAGAGAGGGUGCUAAUACAGUGGAAAUUUACAAUCCCGCAACACGAACAUGGAGUCGAGGAGCAUCAAUGAAUAAUGCUCGAUCAACUCACACUGCUACUCUUUUACCAGAUGGUCGAUUGUUUGUUACGGGUGGUUGGUAUUACAAUACAGCUAGCCAAACUGCUGAAAUUUACAAUCCUGUAAGUAAUAGUUGGUCAGCUGUUAGUAAUAUGACAUUUGGUCGAUAUGGACAUGCAGCAGUCUAUUUACCAGCACCAAUGAAUAAAAUCUUAGUCAUGGGUGGAUAUGGAGGUAGCACCGGAUCUGUCGGUCUACAAUCAUGUGAAUUCUAUGAUUUGGUUUCGAAUCAAUGGACAACCACCACUUCAAUGAUUAAUGCACGAGUCUAUUUUACAGCAACAUACUUACCAUCUAUGAAUGUGGUUGUAGCUAUAGGAGGCGGUUAUGUAGGUAGCGUAGUAGAAAUGUUUACCGUAUCAACAUUACAAUGGACUCAAAGUUCGAAUACAAUUGCACCAUAUGCAUUAUCACCUCAAGGUACAUUACUACCCAAUGGACAAUUUUUACUUGCUGGUGAUACUUACAGUAACGGUGGAACUUAUUUGUUUAAUCCAACAACGAAAUUAUUUACAUUUGCAGCAAAUACUACCCAACUACGAAAUGAAGCCAGUGUAACUUUAUUAACAUCAGGUUCAGUUCUUCUAACUGGUGGAUUUGAUACUACUAGCGGUCAACCUAUUCGUUCGGCUGAAGUUUAUGAUUAUCAACUCAAUAUGUGGCGUUCCGUAGCAGACAUGAACACCACUCGUUCUCGUCACACAGCAGUUGCUUUAAAUAAUUCCUUCUCAACAUCACCAACAGUACUUGUUAUUGGAGGGCAACACGACUGGCUAGGCGGGCACGACUUAACUGAUUGUGAACUGUUCUCGGUCAAUGGUUGA